Molecule: messenger RNA, 1485 nt
Organism: Plasmodium malariae
Lineage: Eukaryota; Apicomplexa; Aconoidasida; Haemosporida; Plasmodiidae
Product: vacuolar membrane protein-related, putative
Exons: 1
Coding region: 1-1485 (494 amino acids)
Source: RefSeq, a predicted model, not a curated record
AUGUUUAGGGUUAAGAACAGGUUGAGGUUGGAACUUAUUGCGAAUAAGCGCAGUUACACGAAUAACAGCAGGGGGAUGCUUAAGGAGUAUGUGUACACAAAAUAUAGAAUAAGCUUACCAUAUAUGAAUAAUGUAAAGUAUGAUGAUAUGUAUUUGUCGAGUCCUAGUAAAGAUGAUUUAUACAUUUUUACAAAAAGUAUUCCAAUAUUUUUAAGAUAUUUAAAAUUAAUAACAUCAAUAGAAAACCGAAAUAAUGAUUUUAUUGAAUUUGCAAAAAGAUGUGAAAAUGGUUUGAGAGUAGAAAAAGACGUAUAUUUAACUAAAGAAGAAUUACUAGAAUUAAUGUUUAUAAAUGGGUAUGCACAAAAAGAAAUGAAUGCUUUGGAUUUAGCAUUUAGUAGUAAUUAUGAAUUUCAUUAUGCAGAAAUAUCUGUAUUAUUCAAUUUAGAGGAAGAGGAUGUAUAUAAAUUUUGUCUAAAAAAAAGAAGUGAACACCCAGAGAAACUUAUUCAUUUGAAAUAUUUUAAAGAAAAAAAUUUAUUAUCAUCUUAUGGGUUACUAUUUGUUUUUUUAUUUUUUGGUUUAAACAAUUUUGUAUUGAGUAAUGCAUGGUUUUUAUCUAAGACUAUUCCUUUUUUUUCUGUUUUUUAUAUGCUUGCUUCCUAUUUUUAUAAAGAUAUUUGGAGCUUUUUAAAUAAGGAUAAGAACUUAAUGAUAGAAAAAAAUUUGCAAAACAAAUUAUCAGCAGAGGACAUCAUUUAUAAUCAAUUAAAACUUUAUUCUAAAGAUACGAAUUGUAGUAUGAACUUAAAAAAUUUUAAAGAGUACUGUGAUAUGUUGAUAAAAAAUUAUAGAAAAGCAUACAUACAUGAACAGAAGAUAAAGGUACAGGAAAAUUUAGAAAAAAAAUUAAAUGAAAUAUACAAUGCGGAAUUGAAUUAUAAAAAUUCUUUACAAAAUAUAUUAGUAGAAGAAAUUAUAAAAAAAACUUAUAAUGAUGUAAAAACAAAUGACAAUUUUUAUUAUGCUAUUCUGAACGAUAGUAUUAACAAUAUAAGAAAUAAUAGUGAGAAUGACACACUUAUUAAACAUGUAAAAACUCAGUUAAGUUCCAUUAAAAAUUUAAAUAAACAAGAUCCACUAGUUAAAAAUAUACUAGAUCAAUAUGAACUAAAAAAAGACGAAUACAUAAAGCAAUAUGUUGUACAUAAGGAAGAAGUACACAAUAUAAAAUCUAUAUUAUCAAAAUGUUCCUCAGAUGAAAUACACAAAUUAAAUAAAAACGAUUAUGCAGAGCUCUUACGUUUAUAUCAUUCUAUAAAUAACAGAUUCGGGUUUUAUGUUAACGAUGAAGAUAUAUUACCCAUUGUAUCGAAAGACAGCGAUGCGAAAAGUUUAGCGGAUACUGUGAAUGCCGCUAUUUUAGAUGCCAACAAAUCAUUCCAUGAAAAGAAGCUCGCUGCUUUUCUAAGGGUAUUCCAGUAA